Molecule: messenger RNA, 4029 nt
Organism: Aphanomyces invadans
Lineage: Eukaryota; Oomycota; Saprolegniomycetes; Saprolegniales; Verrucalvaceae
Exons: 12
Coding region: 54-3821 (1255 amino acids)
Biological process (GO): DNA replication; double-strand break repair via homologous recombination
Cellular component (GO): nucleus; chromosome; cytoplasm
Molecular function (GO): ATP binding; nucleic acid binding; four-way junction helicase activity
Source: RefSeq, a predicted model, not a curated record
GCGCGAAGCACAAGGUCGUUCGCUCUGCCCGCGCACAUACGAAGGUCUUGAAAAUGGAGAAUAACCUGGCGCAACAACUGAACGUCGUCAAGGGUCAAGACAAAACGGCGAUGCUGCAAAGGUCCUUGAAUAAGAAGAACAUUGAGGGGUACCUGCAGAUGCGAGGACGGCAUAGAGGGUUGAAGGAAAUAACCAACACAUAUUCAAGGGACACAAAGGCACGGGAUGCUCUUAGUUUGCUGCGGACACUGAUCCGAGCCCCGAGCGCACCUCGCACUGUCAUUCCCAUGCAGAACCCUUCCGACGACAUCGACCUCAAGGCCAUCAGUGCUCGAGUGCUUGAACGCAACAAAAAAGUCCAAAUUCCAUCGCUCCCGGAAUCCUCCGUUCCAUCGAAUUCAUUUCAGAGUCGACACCAAUCGAACACCCAUGAAGACUUGACCGAAGAAUUCGACAGCAUAUUGGGCUCCGUGGACAUUGAUGCGGUGGUGGCGACAGCGAAGUCGAAGAAACGCAGCCCAGUUGUCGACUUAUCACGGAAUACCAUCACGCCGUCACCACCCUCGGCAACCCAUAGCUCCAAUUCCAGGAGUAACCAAUUCGUCGAAUUAUCUAGCAACGCAGCACCAGUUCAACACACUCGUCCAAUUGCCCCUUCGACAUCUACAUCAUCUGUCGCACCACUGAAUCAUCACACCAUGGCGAACUCGUCGAGGUUGGGAACAUCGUCCUCUCAUCUUUCCCUUGAGGAGAGCAUUGCACAAAUUCGUUCCAAGUUGCGCAAGGUUCGCGAAGCUUGCGACGAUGCAGCGUUGGAAGGUUUUGUUCCAGAUGAACUCGAUGAGCAAAAGGUGUUGCUUGAAGCAGAGCUGUCCACUAAAAUCGCCCAACUUCGUGCUAAGAACAGCCAAGAACAGGCCAUGCCCAGUUCAAGUCAGAUCCAAGAUACAAUCAAUGAAAUUCGUCGAAAACUCCGACAAGUUCGGGAAGAAGUGGACGAUGCAUCCCUCUUUGGAGACGUCCCCGACGCCCUCGAAGCAGAAAAAGCGCGGCUUGAGCAAUCCCUUGCCCACCAAAUUCAACUGUUCAAGCAAGCUCGGAAUAUCGCGCCGCUUCCACUAGCCAUGGCACCGUCCUUGAACAAUACAGCGCCCAAGAGUUUCGUUCAAACGCCACAUGACGACGCACCAGUGAGCGCCUCGACCUCAUUUGCAACAAGAUGCCAUGACACUUCACGGGUGGGACCACAAACGUCCACGGGCCCGACUAACGACUUCCAAGUUCGAUGCACCUGUGGACAAGUGACUAGCACACAAAAUGUGUCGUACGGGAAGAAUGCAGGACGUGCGUUCAAUCGAUGCGAGUCAUGUGGAUUCCAUUCGUGGGUUGACGGAAGCAGCAGUUCGUCGGUAAAUUCCAGCGCCGCAUCGACUUGGAAUGCUGGUCACUCGACCGACUGCCCACCACCGACGGGUCCACAGCUGGCGGAAAAGAUGAAACGCGCCAAGUUCUUACUCCGAGACGUGUUUGGUCAUUCGUCGUAUCGACCAGGACAAGAACGAAUUGUUCAAGAAGCGUUGUCAGGAAAAGAUGUGUUUGUCUUGAUGCCUACGGGAGGAGGCAAGAGUCUAUGCUACCAACUUCCCGCGUGCGUAGAUGACGGGGUGUCCAUUGUGAUAUCACCACUGGUGUCGCUGAUCGAAGACCAGACCCAGCAAUUGCAGGCGCUCGACGUAAAUGUUGCGCUCUUGAAUGGCGACCAAGACUACGAAACUGUCCAACGCCCGAUCAUCUCGCAGCUAUUUUCCAACAACAUCACAAUCAAGAUGUUGUACGUCACGCCGGAGAAGAUUGCAUCCAGUGGCCAACUUGGCAAGUUGUUCGAGUCGCUGGCGUCGAGAAAACUCCUCGCUCGGUUCGUCGUCGAUGAAGCCCACUGCAUCAGUCAGUGGGGGCAUGAUUUUCGGAAAGACUAUAUGAACUUGGGCACGCUGCGCAUUCGAUAUCCUAACGUUCCAAUCAUGGCUCUCACCGCCACUGCAAACUCGCAAACCGAAACGGACAUUGUGAAGAAUUUGCGUCUCUCCAACCCAUUUGUGACCCGGACGAGCUUCAAUCGACCGAAUUUAUCCUACGACGUUCGACGAAAAGGACCAAAGUUUAUGGACGAAUUGGUGUCGUUUGUGAAAGAUCGCAUGGAUCAAUCGGGCAUUAUCUACUGCUUAUCCAAGAAGGAUUGCGAAAACACAGCAGACAAAAUCAUUCGGACGUUGGGCCUUGAGGGAACCUCAAAGGCCAAGAAGAUCUCGUUCUAUCACGCUGGCCUUGAUCCCGUUGAUCGAUCGAAACGUCAUCACGAGUGGAGCAAAGGCAAAAUCAAGCUCAUUGUUGCCACAGUUGCGUUUGGUAUGGGGAUCAACAAGCCCGACGUGCGCUAUGUAAUUCAUCACACGAUUCCGCAGUCAGUCACGCACUAUUACCAAGAGUCGGGACGUGCCGGUCGUGACGGGGAACACGCCACGUGUUUGCUCUACUACUCGUUUAAAGAUUUGUCGCGUCGACGGAAUUUGAUUGCUCAAGAUCGCGACAACCUCCAACACCAGACCGUGCACUUUCAAAACCUGCGGCGCAUGGUCGAGUUUUGCGAAAACCAAGUCGAGUGCCGACGAACUAGUCUCCUCGAGUACUUUGGCGAGCAUUUUUCCAACAAAAACUGCCAUCAAACGUGCGACAACUGCAAGGCGAGGUCAAAUGGUGCUGAGUUUGAGAAGAAGGACGUUACUGCCGACUGCUUGAAGAUCUACAACAUCGUCGAACGAAGUUCGAGCGAGAACGAGUCGCUGACUGUUGUGCAAGCGUCCGCCGUGUUUAUGGGGACAAUUAGCAAAGAACAGCAGAAGCGACGGGCGUUUCUGGAAGGCUUUAGUGAAUUUGGGGCGGGCAAAGGGCGGUAUGAUCGUAGCGAAGUCGAGCGAAUCAUUUACAACAUGAUCUUGCGCCAGUACUUGGACGAGAUUGAAAAGAAAAACGUGAUGGGCUUUUCAUCGAACGUGCUCGUCGCUGGUUCACAAGGACGAAAGCUGGUUCAGGGUGAGACGGUUGCUUUGGUGUGCAAGACCAAGAGGCAGCAACUGAUUUCCGCACCGCCUGUGUCUACUGCUCCUGCUCGAAAGGAAAAGGAGAACGGCAAGUCGAAGAAAGCCAAAGCUCCGGCUAAGCAAUCCACCCACCACAACGUGGUGCAUCUCACGGAAGAGGACAACGACGUGAUUGACAUGUUUCCGGUCAUGCCGCACGCUCGGGCGAAACCGAUGGGGGCGAGGGUGUCCAUGCACCACGUGGAAGCGUUGCACCAGUUGCUUAUGGACUGGCGCGCCAGCGUCUGCGACAAUUUCGAUGUGAUGCCUUACCACAUUCUCCCGACGUCGGGAAUUGUCGCGAUUUCCGAAGCUGUUCCGAUCACGUGUGCCGAGUUGAUGGCCAUCGAAGGUGUCGGCCGCACUCGUGUGAAGAAGUGGGGCGAAGCGAUCAUCGAAAUUGUCAAGUCAUAUUUAACCAAGAACGGCAUUGAACCGACCCCGUUGCCGGCUGGGUACUUGGACCAAACUAACGAAGAGAUUUCUCCCCCCAAAGAAGUCAAAUCGUCCAAAGCAAAGUCGCCCUAUUUCAAUCAGUCGAAACCUCCACCGCGCGACGAGUUCGAUGACGGCAUGGACUGGGCCAUCGUCGGUGACAUCGAGACCUCCGUACCUGCCAAAAGGACUGCGGCGCAUGCUACAAUUGACUUGAGUCGCGAAACACCCAAGCGUAAGAAAGUGUAAGGCUCGCCUCCUCCGUCAAAACGCUGCUGAGCCUUAAGUGAAUUCCAUGCUUCCGUCCCUCAUUUCAAACAUCGAGCAAAUCAAGAGACAGUGGGUGGUUCAUCUUUCUUGUUUCAAGACUUCUCACAACUCGGUUCGUUCGCCGUGUAUGUGUGUCGGUGGCGCUGUCGACGGCGCAGGAGGGGGCGUCGCGUCCGUCGUUUGUGGA